Paramecium tetraurelia is the source of this 348-nucleotide messenger RNA. RefSeq lists its product as uncharacterized. The record is from RefSeq and is a predicted model, not a curated record. Lineage: Eukaryota; Ciliophora; Oligohymenophorea; Peniculida; Parameciidae. The transcript has a single exon.
AUGAAAAAAUUGAAAGUAGAAUUAAAUGUGGCUAAGGAAAAAAUAAGCAAAGGGGAAAAAAGUUUAAAGUAAAAAGCAAUGAAAGGAGGUUUAGCAAACUUUUACUAACGCGAAAUCAAGAAAUUAAGUUCAUAAGCAUAGGAAAAACACUUAGAUUUAAAAAUUACUAACUGCUAUAUCCAGCAAUAUCAAAUAGAAAAAUAAGCUGAAGAAAUAGUAUCAAAAAUAAAGCAAGAGAAAAAACAGAACUUUAUUUUGAUGAAGUAUAGAGAAUAGCUGAGAAAUGGAAGUACUAAAAUUGCAAAAAUGAAUUCAUAAGGGAGUAGGAUGGAUAUCGAUAUAUUUUGA